Molecule: messenger RNA, 1233 nt
Organism: Lathyrus oleraceus (garden pea)
Lineage: Eukaryota; Viridiplantae; Streptophyta; Magnoliopsida; Fabales; Fabaceae
Exons: 1
Coding region: 1-1233 (410 amino acids)
Molecular function (GO): RNA-DNA hybrid ribonuclease activity; nucleic acid binding
Source: RefSeq, a predicted model, not a curated record
AUGGAAGCAAAAGUGCCAUCAACAAAGAAAGGUUUGCAGUCACUGUUGGGCAAGAUCAAUUUCCUAAGAAGAUUUAUCUCAAACCUUAGUGGGAAAACGCAAGCAUUUUCGCCUUUGCUUCGACUCGACAAGGAAGUGUUCGAAUGGGGGCAAGCUCAGCAAGUGACGUUUGAUAAGAUCAAACCAUACUUGAGCCACCCACCAAUUUUGACGCCAUCUUGUAUAAAUAAAAGUAUGAGAUUGUACAUAUCUGCAUCUGAUAAAACCUUAGGGAGCAUGUUAGCACAAGAGGAUGAUAAUGGUGUCGAAAUAGCUAUUUAUUACCUCAGUAUGGUUUUAAACGAUGCAGAAACUAGAUAUAGCAUGAUCGAAAAGUUGUGUUUAUGCUUAUAUUUCUCCUGUAAAAAACUGAAGCAUUAUAUCAAACCUGUUGACGUGUAUGUUUCAUCUCAUCAUGAUAUUAUUCAACAUAUGUUAUCUAAACCAAUUUUGCAUAGUCGAAUUGGGAAAUGGGCAUUGGCAUUGACUCAAUUUUCCUUAACAUAUAUGCCAUUAAAAGCCGUGAAAGGCCAAGUAGUAGCAGACUUCAUAGUCGAUCACUCCAUUGACGCCGACGCUUUAAACUAUGUUGAAUUAGGACCAUCGAAGCUAUACUUCGACGGAUCUAGCCAUAAAAAUGGCACAGGUGUCAGAAUUGUAAUUAUUUCUCCAAAUAAAAUUCCAACGACAUUCCAAUAUAAAGUAGAAGGCAUUUGUUCGAAUAACGAAGCUGAAUAUGAAGCCCUCAUAGCAGGACUUGAAAUGUUGUUGGAAUUGGGGGCAACUUGGGUCGAGAUAAUGGGAGACUCAGGGUUAGUCAUAAAACAGAUCACGAAAGAAUAUAGGUGUGUUAAGGAGAAUCUGAUCAUGUAUUUUAUAAUCGCCAGUCGAUUGUUAAAAAAGUUCGAAAUGGUUUAUAUUCGACAUAUACCACGAAUAGAGAACAUGAUAGCUAAUGACCUGGCCCAAAUUGCAUCUGGGUAUAAAAUUUCAAAAGAAAAUUUGCACAAAGUCAUAGAACUCAGAGGAAAGGUGUUGGCAACCAGAUUAACUCCCUUGGAUUUAGAAAAGACAAGAUUAGGAUGUGCUGAUGAGGGAAAUUUUGAAAUAUUGGCGAUAGACAGUUUGGAAGAUGAAGACUUGAGAAAGCCAAUAGUAGUAUACCUACGGAAUCCCACAGCCUCUACUGAUUGA